Messenger RNA from Malaclemys terrapin pileata, 1014 nucleotides. Its product is annotated as granzyme H-like. Gene Ontology annotation, molecular function: serine-type endopeptidase activity. Gene Ontology annotation, cellular component: intracellular membrane-bounded organelle; cytoplasm. The transcript is spliced from 5 exons. Bases 1 to 774 code for a protein of 257 amino acids. Gene Ontology annotation, biological process: proteolysis. The record is from RefSeq and is a predicted model, not a curated record. Lineage: Eukaryota; Metazoa; Chordata; Testudines; Emydidae.
AUGGAGGCCCAGAGCUUGCUCCUGCUCCCCAUGGCCUUUCUCCUGUCCCCUGGGGCUUGGGCUGGUGAGAUCAUUGGAGGAAUAAAUGCCAAGCCCCACUCCAGACCCUACAUGGCCUAUCUGCAAAUACAAGACGGACAGUAUAUAAAAACAUGUGGAGGAUUCCUAGUGUCGAAGAACUUUGUGCUGACGGCCGCUCACUGCAAUGGAGAUGAGAUCACUGUCAAGUUGGGAGCCCAUAACAUCAGUAAAGAGGAACGGAGCCAACAAGAAAUCCCUGUGCAUCGUCAGAUCCUCCACCCACAAUACGACAAUAAGACAACUAACAAUGACAUCAUGCUGUUGCAGCUGGUAGAGACAGUGAAGCUGAAUAGAUGGGUGAAAACCAUCCUCCUGCCACGCACCAACAAGAGAGUGAAGCCAGGGACCAAAUGCAGUGUCGCCGGCUGGGGCUGCACUAGCAGACAGAGUGAAUCGGCCCCAGCCACCACACUCCAGGAGGCAAAUUUAAAGGUGCUGGAGGAUGACGUGUGUCUGAAAAAUCCUGAUGUGACCUACUGUGACUAUGAUGCUUCCACCAUGAUGUGUGUGGGGGAUCCGAAGAAGGGCAAAGCCUCUUUUCAGGGAGACUCUGGGGGCCCCCUGGUGUGUGGGAAAAGAGCUCAGGGCAUCGUUUCCUGGGGAUCCCGAAAGAGCGCCUCCCCUGGAGUGUACACAAGAGUCUCCACCUUCAUCCCCUGGAUAGGGGAGAUGAUGAGGACACUGGAGCCCUGAGCCGAGCCGGGAAUCACUGCAUGGGCCAGAGCUGCACCACUUCUGUCCUUUGGAGAGGCCCAGACGUAGGGGCUGCUUUGCAGAGGGGCUGAGCCCCCUCCCCCAGCCUUUGUUACCCUCAGGCAGCCCCCAACCCAAAUGACUGUUUAUUGGAGAUUCUCGUCAUUACCUCGACCUGUUAACCCCUGUUGAAACUGCAGCCUGCCCUGUCCUCAAUGGGCCUUUCCAUGUGUUUGUUCC